AUGUCCACAUAUCCACAUUUAGUGUCAACACUCGACGAGGGAACCAGGCUUUCCUCCAUCGCCAUGAAGGAGAGAACGAGUGGCGCGGUCAUAGGACCCCAAAGCGUGAUCUUGGGAAGAGAGGAUGAGACAAUGCAAGCUGCGAGGAGUCACUCCCACUCGAACACACAUGUUUCUCUUCCUGCAUGGAGUCAGGGGGCGAAGGGGCAAGAGAAUGUCAUAAUUAGGGAUAUCUCAGCUCGGAAGGUUCGUGAUGCCGAGGGAAGAGGGAGCUGCGGUUCCUACGACACUAAGCUUAUCAGUCUUGCGGCGCAGUUUGACUGCUCCAAGACACCUUUUACACAAGAGUCAGGAACACCAACCACAUACGCCGUAUCGUCGACGAGUUUAAGAUGCGCAGAUGGAAAUGGCAGUGAGAAGGAAGGUAACAGCUUGACAUAUCAGGAAGCACGUCUGCGGCCCCACGUUGUGAAGAAGCGACAGGGAAACACGGACGAGACAUUUCUAAACAAAAGUGUCAAAGGAGGGCAGUAUGGGCCCCGCUGGGUCAAUGGCCAAGGUACUCGAGAGUCCUGCGUUUCGCGAGCACCAUCGAGUUCGCGGAAGUCCUUCUCUGAGCUCCUAACAGAAACUGACACCAUCGAGUUCUCGACAUCCAGAGUAAAAGGUCCCCUUGCAAUGGCUGCCAUGGCUGCAGCUGCCGAGAGAGCUGCGAGUCCUCGAAGAUUGCAGGAAGAAGGCGAAGGAGGAAGAAAGAAAAUUUGGCCCAAGCAUUUGGAGGCAAACGAGCACACUCCUCUUGGUCCUCAAUCUUCUCAUCUUGAAGCUUCGCAAGCAGUAGCCGACUUCAAGGAGAAUAGACGUAGGCACAUGUCGGAGAGGGCGUCAAAUGGGCAGGCAAAUGUGAGAAAUCGUAGCUUGUUUCGGUCGUCUAGAAAGCGCUCCUUGCUACUAAGGUCUCAUCUGUUCCGAAGAACUCUUUCUCCUGUUCCGGAAGCCUUAUCCCUCGAGGAAGAGCUCCGGAGCAAGCGACAAAGUAGCGGAGAUUUGCCUGUUUUUUUCACUGGCGACUUGCAGCAAGCUCUUGGGGGCUGUGGUGACAAUGACUCUAAAGAUUUAAUACCUUCUACCCGGAUACAUCGACGGGAUGAAGAAAGGUAUUUUCUAGCACUGAGUGAGAAGGCAUCAAUGGUUACUUCAGAAUCACCCUUGACAGAGGAGCGGGAUGAUCAUGCACGUGUUGAGAAAUUGCAUGAAAUACCACCGCAAACGGAACAAGAGAAUCUGGGGGGUGCUGGUGCUAGUCCUGCUCCUCCUCUUUGCAGUCCAGGUUCUUUUAUGAGAUUUGGGAUUGGACUAAGAGAAAAAAUCGUACGUGAUGGAGGUUUGCUUGAUGAUGACAUCACAACCAACUGCAACCGUGGCUGUAUUCUUUACGAAGGGCUUGAUAUGUCCGCGUGUACUUCAGGAGGAGAAUUUCAGGAGGAAAACUACUUUUUUUUUGGAGAAUUCAGCGUCUCGAGAUCAUGCACCCACUAGCAACCUACACCGGGAACACGAUGAACGGCAGGAUGAUGACAAAUUGCUGAAGACUCCAGUUAGGGAAGUAUCAGUAGCUCCAGAAUCGUUUUUAUCUCCGAAAACAACAGACUCGGAGCGACAGUUCACAAGAUUGAUGGACAUGGAACCGGUGGAAAGACCCAUUUUUGGCUCCCUUGCGGACUACUGGGGUAGCCCACGCAGUUCCCCUGGGAUGGACAAGGCAUUCCGAAUUCGACUGACAAGUAUCGGGAGGAUCAGAAAGUAAUGUGGCAUUCUGCAUCUUUUGAGGAACGUCUAGUAAAAGCAUUAGAAACGCAGCAAAACUCAGUACCCUUGAGAAGAAACAGGUCAAGAGAACAAGCCAGUCAAUUAGCCAUAGGUAGCAAUGGGAGGUUUGCAGUCACACUGGGCCAGCCCUGACUAAUAAAACCAGCCUGAAAUCGGAGUUAGGUAGACUGUUUUUAUAGUGUCAUCCUCGAAUUUCUACUUUUGUGUGGAGAACUGAGCCAAGCCUGGUGGUAUGGAUCAAUCAAAACACCCUCCGAAACUAGAUGAUUGUAUAUUCAGCUGCCAAGUUUUGAGCAAAUUUCUGCAUUAGAAGCUGUUGCAAUGCUGUUAAAUGAACAGCCUUCCUGGGUGGUUGUAUGUAUAUAUAUAUAUAUAUAUAUUCAGAUA
Molecule: messenger RNA, 2217 nt
Organism: Physcomitrium patens
Lineage: Eukaryota; Viridiplantae; Streptophyta; Bryopsida; Funariales; Funariaceae
Source: RefSeq, a predicted model, not a curated record